Messenger RNA from Porites evermanni, 687 nucleotides. The record is from the annotation of a GenBank genome assembly. NCBI's taxonomy places the organism in Eukaryota, Metazoa, Cnidaria, Anthozoa, Scleractinia, Poritidae.
AUGGAACAAUCAGCAGUAACCGUUAUGGCCUUGUUGAUGGCGGUGUUAGUACCUCUCCCUGCGUGUGGUGUGAGGACAUUUGACACAGGCGCUGGUAAAGUACACAAGCUAAGUGUGACUAAAGAUGUCACUCUAGAGAGGGGAAGCCGAAACUUCAACAGUUUGAAAUAUCUCAUAGUAUCCAAACACCCGGGAUAUCCUAACAAGCGCUCAUUGGUCCAGUUUGAAAAUCUUCCCAGGUCGUGUCCAUCAUCAAAUGUGAUUUCAGCCAAAAUGUACUUGUACUAUGAGUAUUCCCACAAAGCAAGUUUUCGCUCUAUCAAAAGUGUCCCUUUCAUUCUGCGUUAUUUGCGAGUGUACCUUGUUAAAAAACCGUGGGCUGAAUCUCAAGCAACCAGUACCAUGCGCAAACGUGGCAUCCGUUGGUCUUCCCCGUGGCUAGCGCUGGACGGCAGAGACGCUGAGGCAACUGCCCAACGAGGAACUGUCACCAUCUUUCCCCACAGACCCAAAGGUUUUGUGGAGUUUGACGUCACAAAUGCGGUGAAGGCCUGGAGUAGAGGAGUACCUAAUUACGGCUUGUUGAUACGCGCAACAAACGAGUUUAGUCCUGGCAGGGACACACGCUUUGCCUCCAACGCCAACACCGCUUCAAAGCACGCGUUUGUUUUGGUGCGCUGCAAAUGA